Messenger RNA from Pieris macdunnoughi, 972 nucleotides. The record is from the annotation of a GenBank genome assembly. Lineage: Eukaryota; Metazoa; Arthropoda; Insecta; Lepidoptera; Pieridae.
AUGAUGUCCAAAAGAGUUUUAAUUGUUAACAAAACAUUUCCUAAAGUCGGAUUGGACCUCUUGCGAAAUAAACUACAGGUAACGGUGUUGCCAUACUUGGACUAUGAACCUGAUUUGUUACCAGAAAUAAAGAAAAAUAUAAUCGGGAUAGAGGCUUUAAUAUGGAACACGAAACAUCGCCUAACAAAAGAUCUUAUAGAUUUAGCUGGACCCCAGCUGAAAGCCGUAACUACUAUGGCUUCUGGUGUUGACCACAUUGAUGUACAGGAAUUGGCUAAGCGGGGAAUUCUCCUGGGAAACACUUUACACAGUUUAGACAAUGCCGUAGCAGACAUCACCGUUGGUCUUGUGAUAGCCGCCGCCAGGGGUUUUAAGGCUGGCAUUCGGGAGAUUGAAUGUGGCGAAUGGAAAUUCGGUGUCCAGUGGAAACUUGGGCAAGAUAUAGCGGGAAGUACUGUCGGUGUAGUGGGUUUGGGCGGGGUUGGACAGGCAGUUGUGAGACGAUUGAAAGGGUUCGAUGUCGCGAGAUUCAUAUACAGUGGUCGAUCUGACAAGCCCGAAGCCAAAUCUUUGGGAGUGGAACGUGUCCCCUUAGACCAAUUACUGAAAGAGAGUGACUUUGUGAUCCUCGCCUGUCCUUUCACACCUGAAACCAAACAUCUAAUUAACGCUGAAACCCUCAAAUUGAUGAAGAAGACAUCAGUCGUCAUCAAUAUUGGCAGAGGAGAUCUAAUAAACCAAGACGCAUUAUAUGACGCUCUGAAAGAGGAACGUAUCUUUGCUGCCGGCUUGGACGUGGUGACUCCGGAACCAUUGCCGCACAGCCAUCCUCUUGUAUCACUCCAGAAUUGUUGUAUAAUACCACAUUUGGGCAGUGCCACGCAUAAAACCCGAGACGCUAUGGCUACCACCUCAGCACAAAAUAUACUUUUGGCUAUGAAUGGAGAGAAAAUGGUAUAUCCUGUAUACUAA